Lutzomyia longipalpis is the source of this 451-nucleotide messenger RNA. RefSeq names its product translation machinery-associated protein 7 homolog. The record is from RefSeq and is a predicted model, not a curated record. NCBI's taxonomy places the organism in Eukaryota, Metazoa, Arthropoda, Insecta, Diptera, Psychodidae. The coding region runs from base 139 to 333 and encodes 64 amino acids. The transcript has 2 exons.
GAGAAAAAUUUCCAAUCAUAAAAUUGAAAUUUUCAAACCCUAACAUCAGCGUGACAUUUUCUCGUGCCGUCUCUCUGGGCUUUCCAGGCAAAGCAUUUUUCCGCAUUUUAUUCCUUUUAUCUACUGGCAGUGUGAAGAAUGUCCGGACGAGAAGGUGGCAAAAAGAAGCCCCUGAAGGCACCCAAGAAGGACUCCAAAGAGCUCGAUGAAGAUGAUCUGGCACUCAAGCAGAAGCAAAAGGAACAGCAGAAAGCCCUGGAAGCCAUGAAAGCUAAAGCUGGUCAGAAGGGUCCCCUAACGGGUGGUGGAAUCAAAAAAUCUGGGAAAAAGUAGCCGCCACCCAGCAUGGGGCUCCAAUCUUCAGCUCAGGUGUGACCAAUUCUUCAUCUCCUCAAAGACUAACUUUUUCUGCUCUAAUAAAUAAAUCAGAUUUUACAUUAAUCCAUAAAAA